GUGGCGACAUACGCCAUUACUACCGUACCGUACCGUGGUCGUUGUCGACUGUGCCGAGUAGUAUACACACACGUGUCCGUGCGAUCAACAAUCGUGUGCAGUGUUUUGUGAAGAUAUGUGUCGGAUUGUUAAGAAUGAUGUUGCCUAUUUUCGAUUAAUCUAGAGCGAGAGAGAGAGAGAGAAGAAAGUGUGUGUUUUGUGUGCUUAGAAGUGUUCUGUGCCGAGUGCUUAGAUGAGCAGUUUACGUUAAGAACUUCCCCAAACGGAUUUGUUGCGAAAAACCAAAAAGCCACCAAAAAAUGUCCCGCCGGAAGCAGGCUAAACCGAGAGCUCUCAAGCACGAAGGUGACGAAGAGACCGGAGCAACGGAAGGUACUGAGGGCACGGGGAAAAGCACGAUCGUGGAUGUGAAAAGUGAUAGCAUGCUAGAGGACAUUACCGAUGAUGAGGAUGAGGUCGAAGAUGAUGACGAUGAAGGUGACGAGCAGGAUUUGGACGGCUCAAGUGGUGACGAUGAGCCCGAACCAGAGGUGAAAGUAAAUGUUGCGAAAGAGGACAACGCUCGAUGCAAGGAUGUGGAAAGUAUGUGUGAAACGGAAACCGUGAAUCCCGGUGAAGGAAUGUUUAGUGUCACACAGCAUGCAGCGGAAAUCAGGGUGGAUAAGCGGAUGGACGAGGGUCGCGCAAAAAGCAAUCACAUUGUGGAUCAUUAUCCUGCACCGGGGGAAGAAGUGGUGGCAAGGAGUGAGGCUGUUGAAUCGGAUCAAACCAAACAACCCUCCGAUAGGGCAUCCUCCGUACAGUCAAGGGAUUCUGUGGAGCGAUCUGCAGACACGGAGCCGGUCGAAGAAAACAACGAUGACGUUAAUGAGGAAAUCAUCGAAGAAGCCGAUGAUAAUAACGAUGAUGAGGUGCAGGAUGAUGAUGAUGAUGAUGAGGAGAUAGACGACGAUGAACUGCUCGAAGAUGAUGACGACGAAGAAGAGGAAGGUGAGCGUAUGCGACUGGACGGCAACGGUCAGGAUGUGGACGAUGAUGAUGAGGAUGAGUUCACCUCGGACAGCUUUUGCUCAGAACUCUACUCAUCCCACACAUCGUCCAGCUUUUCGCCCUCCAUCUCGGACGGCAUGACAACGCCCAAUUCCAUCACAAACGAUACCAACGAUGGGUCCCUGCAUGGGCUGGGAUCGGCCGAAGAAAAACCCUACCGGCAGGGAAGUAACCAUCAUCACAUACAUCCGCGCCAUCACCAUCUUCAUCAUCGACGAACGGGCGGUGGCACGGGCGGACAUUCAUCGUCCGCCAAGGAAGGUGGCAAAUCAUCCUCCUUAAAGCAUCACCAUCAGCUGAAUAAUAAUAGCAGCAGUCACAAUCACAACAACAAUAACAACAACAACCAUGGGAGUAAUAGCAAGGGCCUGAACAGCACCUACCACUGUCAGUUCUGUGAGAAGACGUUUCCGCGGCUCGGCUAUCUUAAGAAGCAUGAACAGAGCCACACGGAACACAUGCCAUUCAAAUGCGAAUACUGUGCCCGACUGUUCAAGCACAAGCGAUCGCGCGAUCGACACACGAAGCUGCAUACGGGCGAUCGACGCUACCGUUGUCUACAUUGCGAGGCUGCAUUCUCCCGAAGCGACCAUCUAAAGAUUCACAUGAAAACGCACGACAACCAGAAACCGUUCCAGUGCACGAUCUGUAACCGGGGAUACAAUACGGCGGCCGCCCUUACCAGCCAUAUGCAGAACCACAAGAAGCAGCUGGCACUGACCGGCAGUCCUAACCUGACGUACAGUCCGCGCUCCACCACAAGCUCUCUUUCGAGUGGUGGAGGAGGAAGUGGUGGUGGUGGUGGUGGUGGGAAGAGAGGAUCCAAGUUCUCGCCCUACUCGAACGAUCCUUUGCUGCUGAUUGGUCGGAGUAGUUCCAAGCUGUCGUCCACGCUGGCGAAAGCUUCCUCCGGCAAUGCUGGGUGCAAUCGUACUCCAACACCGGGAAGUACGGGAGGAACGAGUGGACCUCCGACCGGAAGUCAUGCCGAUAUGCUGUCCUGUCCGUACUGCACAAGAACCGAUUUCACCACACUGGAACAGCUGGGAGUGCACGUACAAUCCAUGCACGGUCAUGGUGCGCUAGGAUUACUUGGUGCGGACACCCCAAUGCCCUACUUCACACCCGGUGGUGGUAAUCGACGGGCAGUGACACCGGAUGCUAGCUCGCUGUCGCUUGGUAGCCUCGGCGGUCCUUACCCUCCGAUCACCUGCGAGUUCUGCACGAUGAAGUUCCCGACCGUACCGCUGAUGUUUGCUCACCUGAAAACCGCCCAUCUGGACCGUUUGACUGGGUCCGUCGGGGCAUCAGGACCACCGCAGCGAAACUCACCGAACGGAUCACGUCCACCGAGCGGGUUCCAUCCACUGGACCAGCUACACUUCAACAAGAGUCUGCUCGGGAACGCUUUUCCUUCCUUCUACGGUGCGAUGGGGGGUUCUACGGCGCACGUUUCGGGAAUGUCCGGUGGUAGCGUUAAGGUGGAGAAUCGACCAGCAACCGGUGAUAUGAAUGGGGGACGAGAUGAGAAUGGGAACGAAUCGAGUGAGGUGGGCAGGAAGCGCAAGCGAAGGGGACUCGAAGAUGGCGAUAGGGAGGAAAGUGAUCGUAAAAAUGAUGAAGAACACGAUGUGGAAGACGAAGAUGAUGAAGGUGAUGAUGCUCCGCGGGAUGAACACGAUCGACCAGCUAAUGCUGAAACAGUCGAAACGAAAGGCACACAGAUAAAGCAGGAAAGGAAGGAAGAACCCGAAAAUGCCAUUCCCGAAACUGCAUCCCCAUCCACCUCGACAAGGUCCUCGCCCUGUGAUUCGUUGGGUUCGAUUGGGCAUCCAGCGAGCCACCCACCGUCCGGGCGGAACAGUCCCACGGAACAGCUCACUCCGACCGAUCUUAGUCAGCCGAAGAUGAAACGGUUAAAGCUAGAAACGUUGCUGGAGCACGAAGAACUGCCCGACCUGGAGCGGAAGAUGAUGGUUGGGGCUGGUCGGACACAUAGUCGGGACCACCACAAACAACAACGUGGUCCCUCGAAUCGACGCGAAGCAGGUGAUGCAAAGGAACCAAAUCCGUCUACCACACAGCAGCAGCACAUUUCCGUUCCUCAGCCACACUCCACAGGAACGAGCUGUAAUGUGCACCAGCCUUCGCAGCAGUUGGGUGCUCCUGCUUCUACCGCAUCCCAGCACGUCCAUCAGCUGCCGGGAGCUUAUCUCUGCAAUCAGUGCAAUGCAGCGCUGCCUGAUUUUGAAUCCUUCCGAACACAUCUGAAGGCUCAUCUGGAGCAGAGUGCUGCUAAUGCGGCGGCGGCAGCCGCCAUGCGACUCUCCUCCGGCGAUCACUCAAGCGGUCCUCCAGGCGGUACCACGAAUAGCUCCUCAGCAUCCGGUACAUCCAGUGGAUCGCUAUCCCACACAACGUUCCUCUGUCAGCAGUGUGGAGCAACCUCGAGUUGCCAGGCCGAGUAUGAGCAGCACACGAUCGGUCACUUUCUCGUGAUGGCGGUAGAAUAUCGCUGUCAGGCGGCGAACGCUAGUGGAUCGUCGUCGGGAAACUCCUGCAGCACUAAACCUUCCUUCAGCAAGGUGGAAGACCUGCACAAACACCUCUACGAGGGUCACAUGCAGCUGCUGUACAAGUGUACCGUUUGUGGGGAAACGUUCGAGUCUAAGGUGCAGGUGCAGGUCCACUUUGCCGUGAGCCAUUCGGUUGAGGUGAAGCUGUACCGAUGUUCGGCCUGUGUGGAGGUGUUCCGAUCGGAGCGUGAUUUUAGGCAACACAUCCGGAACCGUCACUUGACAGCCGGGUCGAUCCAAUGUAUGUUCUGUCGCAUGGUUUGCUCGUCCGAGCUCGAGAUGCACUUCCAUCUCGCGUCGCACGCCAGGAAGUUUAAAUGUCCUGCCUGUCCAGAAUCGUUCCACGUGGAGUUCCUACUGGACCGCCACAUUCAGACGCACCACAGUCAGAAGGAAACAGGCUCACCGAACCGUAGAGAAGUCACCGCAUCGUCUACUGCACCGUCAACCACUUCGAAUCCUUCUUUAACGGCCUCAACGGCAUCGGGGACGUCGGUUUCCACAACGGUAACUUCGGCAGUGGCAGGUCUCGACUAUCUUCACCUGCAUGGUCAGAUGGCAGCGAUGGCAGCAGCUGCUGCGUGGCCCAGUCUUUACCAGACCGCCAACAAGUUCUACAGCAAUCCGCUCCAGGUGGACACACUGAGUCAGCUGAAGCAUCCACAGCACCUUCUGCACGGAUUCUACGACACGAUGCUCGGAAAGGCACACCAACAGCAGCAGCAGCAGCAGCAGCAGCAACAGCAACAACGUGUCCCAUUCCUUCCGGACACGCCGACUGGACCUGGAGGCAAGAAGAACCCUUUCUCAGGACACUCUCCCAACAGCAGCGCUACCAACGCACUACUCGGGCUUGGAUAUGGAACAGCACCAACAACUUCUGGGCCAUCACAGCCUCAAAGAACUGCUGGACAGCAGCACACGCUUAAUGGGACUUCAUCCGGACUGUACUCACCUGAGGAACAGAACGCCGGAGCAUCGAGUGUUUCCGCCACCGCCACUUCGAAGCUUUACUCUCCUAUUGCCAUGAUCCAACGGUAUGGUGAUAGUAAUGGCGGCGCGACACGUCCCACUGUAGAAUCUCCACCAUCAACCGGUCAGCUUCUUUUAGCAUCAAGCUCAUCUCUCGGACUGCCCGACCAUCAUAACGAACCGACGGCAAGAAAGACGAACCACCCGUCAAGCGCCAAGACAGCUUCGAGCGCUCCCAACACAGUCACUUCGAACAGCUGCUACAGCUGCGGUAUCUGCGAGCGGUCCGAUUUCACCACGGAAAGCGAGGUGCAAACCCAUCGCAAGAUUGUCCACAACUUAAAGACGGGCGUUAGCUUACGGUGCGCCUACUGCAACGGAGACUUCCGGUCGAGGAAUGAGCUGGAGAACCACAUGAAGGUCGCACACAAUACGGGCGGUGGCAAGCACAAGUGUUUGAUUUGUGACGAAAUCUUCCCAUCGCCGGCGGUGCUUGCGGAGCACAAGCUGUCCCACUGCAAGGUUGGUGCGUCGGGGCGCUGCUCGCACUGUAGCCUACCGCUGCCCGAUGCGCACACCUUCAAGCAACAUCUACAGGCUCACCAGGUUGUGACGGGUGGUGGAAGUUCGACGAAUUCUUCCACAGGAACGUCGGGAGCAGGUUCCUGUUCUGCUAGCGGACAGAACGGUGGUUCUUCUUCCACAGGAACCAAUGCUAGCACGUCCGGGAGCAGCAGUGCGGAGCAGGAUCGAUUCCCUCAACAGUGCAUCUGCUGUCGGCAAACGCUCAACUCCGAGUUUGAGAUCAGUCUGCACGCCAAAUUCCACACCAAAUCGCCGGACACGAACGAGCGUACGUGUGCCCUCUGCCUGGAACCGCUUCCAUCACAGCCCGAAUCCAGCACCAAGAUUUGUGACCCCUGUCUAAAGCGUCACAACUUCCCCACGAAGCUGCUCUCGAUGAAUUUCCUUAAGCCUGGUGCAUCUUCAUCCCUACCAGCAGCUACGACCAUCGGUGGCCCCAUCGUCGGAACGGCAGGUAUUCCCGCCGUCGAUGGAAGGACUCCGGUUUCCGCCUCCAUCCAACAGGAACAGCAAGCAUCCACUGGAAGGGAUGGCUCAUCGGCUUCAUCCUCCACGUCGUCACCGUUCCAGUGUAAUCUCUGCAAGAAACCACUUCCCUCGGGCCAGAAGCUACAGGAGCAUCUGAUCGAUCACACGUUCGCUGGCUGUGAAGAACGAGGCUAUGUGUGCUACCUUUGCUCUGCCGUGUUUACGUCCUCCGCUGGAUUGCAGGCCCAUCUUCCGGUGGCACACUCGAACGCAGCGGCAAAACCGUACGACUGUGAACGCUGUGGCGUGGCGUACUUCUUCCGUGCCGAGCUAGAGCAUCACCUGAUCGAUCAUGAGCUGGGAAGAACGAUCAGACCGUUGGCGGCUGGCUCAUUUGACCAUCCACCAGCUGUAAGGACUGGAGACGGUGAGUGGCAGCACUCUAGGCAGCCCUCUCCGGUGUCGGAUGAUGACGGGUUACAGCGGGAGUCACAGCAUCGCCAAAUCAAGCAGGAACUUUGUGAGCAAGAGCAACGGGAACAGGAAGGAUCCUCACCGCACCGACCAAAGGAUGAGGAUUUGGAUCGGGAAAACGAGCUGGAACCAGCUGGAAAUGAAGAACCAGAAAACAAGGGACAGCUAGAAGAUGAAGAUGACCGGGAAGAGGAUGAUGAUUCUGCUAGUGAGAAUCCCCAUCACCAAGAGCAGGAAAACGAUCUAGUAGACACUGAAGAAUGUAACGAAGCAGCAACCAAUGAUGAUGCGAUGGAGGAAUGUGAACAGCACGAGGACCAGGAAGAUGAAGAAGAGUACAUCGAAGUAGAACACACGACGCUGGAUGAUGGCGCGAAAGGAACCACCCAUGAACGUCUACAUCGUCGGUCCUCGAACAUGUUAUUGAAUGGUGGAAAGGAUUGUUCUACACUCACAGUCGCUACUACAACUAGCACGACCCUUCCAGUUGUUACUGCGGCUGAGUAGAGUGGGUUGUAGCACACAAAACAACCCUUCUUUCGGUAGAAUUAGCUUCUCUUGUUAUCGUUUAGAAUAUAGGACGCGAUAUGAUAGAAUGGAAAAAAGGCUUAAAAUGCACAACAGAAGCAAGAUACACACUACAUUUCCGAUCCGAUCUCGUCCUUUUGUAGCAACAAGGACAUGGUAGCUGCCAUCGUAAUAUAAGAAGUGCAGUUCAUCAGCAAAUUCCUAACUCCUUAGCUCCAUUAGUAUUGUACAUUCGUGGGAGAUUCGUUUAGUCUAGUAGCUUAGCAACGGCGAUGGUUAGAUUCGUUCCUUUUUAGACAGAGAAAGCAAGCAGCGCUCUUUCUGUCCGCUCUGCUCUGGCCCAGUAAACUAACUAAAUCCUACUUAGAAAGAAAGAGAGAGAGGGAGAGAUAGGAACUAGUGAACUACCUACUAUACCGCGUAUUAUCAUAAUAUAACCAUAUCAAAACAAAACACUCCAAGACGCUUUUAGAGAAAAUGUAAUAAUAGUACCAGUGACUUCUUUUUGUAUAUUUAUUACACCGCACGUAUGUAAACACAUGCACGCACGAUGAUCAUGAUCAAUAAAGAAAGUAGUAAAAACAUUA
Messenger RNA from Anopheles stephensi (Asian malaria mosquito), 7240 nucleotides. RefSeq names its product zinc finger protein 423 homolog (gene L). Gene Ontology annotation, biological process: regulation of transcription by RNA polymerase II. The coding region runs from base 300 to 6632 and encodes 2110 amino acids. Gene Ontology annotation, cellular component: nucleus. The record is from RefSeq and is a predicted model, not a curated record. Lineage: Eukaryota; Metazoa; Arthropoda; Insecta; Diptera; Culicidae. The transcript is spliced from 9 exons. Gene Ontology annotation, molecular function: RNA polymerase II transcription regulatory region sequence-specific DNA binding; DNA-binding transcription factor activity, RNA polymerase II-specific.